Molecule: messenger RNA, 1899 nt
Organism: Linum trigynum
Lineage: Eukaryota; Viridiplantae; Streptophyta; Magnoliopsida; Malpighiales; Linaceae
Source: the annotation of a GenBank genome assembly
AAUGUUGACUGUUGUUUACAUGACACAUAUAUGAGAGCCACGUCAGCUGCCACAUCAUGUUAUUAUUUUUAAAUUAAAAUAAAAUUAAAAUUAAAAUUAAAAUUAAUCCCUUUUUCUUCAUCUCAGAUUCACCAUCACCGUUCAAAUGGUGAACACACGAUGGACAAGGGACAGAUUCUGUUCAAUCUUGCUACGAAGAAGGAAUUGGGGGUGGGAGAUCAAUGCAGCGGCGGCGGGUGGCGACGAAGAAGAAUUGGGGGGAGGAGAUGGAUGCAGAGGCGGCGGGUGGUUGCGAAGAAAAGAAUUGGUGGUGGGAGGUCGAACGCUGGCGCCGCCGGCGACGAAGAAGAAUUGGGGGGAGGAGAUGGAUGCAGAGGCGGCGGGUGGUUGCGAAGAAGAAGAAUUGGUGGUGGGAGGUCGAACAAAAUGCUAUGUGAAUGCUAGCAGGUCCAUUGGGUGGACAAGCUUGAUUGAGCAAGCAGCUGUUGGAAUAAUAGAAGCAAGCAGGUGGCCGGUGAAGUUCGUAUCCACAAUUGCUAUCUAGCAUCUGAAAAUGGGAAUGGAAUUGGAAGUUGCGGACAGGGGGAAGCAAGCUCGUCAAGCUAGCAGGUCUGGAAUUGGGCAUUAAUUGGUGAUGAAUUAAAUGGAUAAGCUUUCACAAAGCUCAAUCAAGCAAGCAAAUCGCGACCCUGCAACUGCAAUCCCGCUCCUCGCCCUCCCCGUCGGCGCUGCCCGCUCCUGCUCCAGCACAGCUCCGCCUCCUCCUCCCCUUGCGCUCCUCCCUCCGCCAAUUCUAAAUCGACAAAACUGGUGGGAGACCCUUCUGCAUCCUCUGUGAAAACAACAAUACAAUCAACAGGCCCUUCCCGGACUCAGAGACCCGCCGGACAGCGUUGGUGUUGAAGAGACGGGACGAAGAUGGAGUGACGGCUUCCAUCAGGCGAUGAAGGUUGGGGAAGAUGUAUGUGGCUGACCGAGGUCGGAAACCUUCCAAAUCGCCGAGGAGGAGGAGGAGGAUGAAAGCUCGUACCCCUUCCAAAUCUCCGACCCCUUCUAAACCGUCGUACCCCUUCCAAAUCGUCGCCGCAGAUCUAAUUUCAACCCUUCUGUGUCUUGGUUUCAUUGGAUCUGGAUUUCUGGGUUUCAUUGGAUUUGCAGCGGCGGCGAGGCUUCAACGGGAGCAGCGAUUUCAGGUUGCGGCGGUCGAGGUUCAACGGGAGUAGUGGUUUUCAGGUUGCGGCGGCGGAGGUUGGGAGAAGGGAGAGGGAAUGGUAAUUUGUAUGUUUAUUUUGUAAUUUUUUUUUAUUUUCUUAUAUGGAAAUAAUUAUAAUAAAUCAAUAUUAUAAAUUCCACUUCAGAUGCCACAUCAUCACUGGCUAGACUUUCUGUUAAAAACUAACGGUCAACCCUGGUAAACUCUAACGGGAAAAUAGUUUAGGACACAAAUGUCAUAUUGGAUACUUUAGGACACAAAUGGCACAUUAUUCAUAGUUCGGGUUUUCUAGUGGUAUUUGCCCUAAGAUUUAAUCAAUGAGCUGGCUCGUGUUCAACUCGACUCGUUUAUAAACGAGCCGAACAUGAAGAAGUCAAAACUCGGCUCGGCUCGACUCAUUAACAGCCCUACUUGUGAGUAGUGAUGACAAAUUAGCAAUGGGGCGUGGCAGGGCGGGUAAGCGGGUACCUCAAUUCCCAUGUCCCGCCCCACGCUACUGCGAGCCGGGGCAGAUAAUAUCCGCAAGGGGACGAGCAAAAUUUUACUUUUUACGAGAAACUGAAGGAUAAAGCACUUUAUGAAUAAAAAAUAAUGAAAAUAGAAUGGGUAAUUGAGUCUAAUUAGUUGAAGAAAAGUCAAAAUAGGAGAAAUAUGAAUAGAUACUCUAAGAAAUUGAGAUAGAAUGG